Aspergillus puulaauensis is the source of this 4341-nucleotide messenger RNA. RefSeq names its product MYB and HSA domain protein (gene eaf1). The transcript has 6 exons. Lineage: Eukaryota; Fungi; Ascomycota; Eurotiomycetes; Eurotiales; Aspergillaceae. The record is from RefSeq and is a predicted model, not a curated record. Bases 1 to 4341 code for a protein of 1446 amino acids.
AUGCUCCGGGAAGAGCUUCUUCGGUCUAAGCAAGAUGAGAUCGCACGUUGUUUGUUGUCGCGGAAGCGCAAAUUGAGCGAGCUCUAUUUUGCGACCGUAGGGUACGCGGGCGCGACCGAAACCUCUUUCGCCGACUCCGCGUAUCAGGAAAAGGAGCAAGCGUUUCUUGAUGCCAACGACAUCACAAAAGGUCGUUAUUUCAAUGAUGCCACGCUCCCGGCCCUACCCAGUUAUGCAGCACCGCCGGCGCGAGACACGAAGGGGCCGCCGGUUGCUGUACCCUCCCCAGGCUCAGCGACCUCUAAUGCUGUUCCGGUCAGUCCGUCGUCGCGAGGAGAUGCCCGUGCGCCUGAAGUUGCUUCCCAAGUAUCCGACACUGGUCCGAAGACGGUCAAGGCGGCGCAAGCAGCAGAGAAGCAACCACCUCAUCCUAUUCCUAAAGCGCUCGACACUAAGCAUAUCCUUAAACCCGCGCCUAACAUUACUGUCGACGGAUUGCGAAAGCCGGAUGAUUCAACUCCAGAGGUGGACCAUGCUCUAGCUUCGCAACCUAGCCACAAGGUGGCUCCAUCUGUGCCAGAAACACCUAGCAGCUCUCAGGACUCCAGCACCGCUAUUCCGCCAACAGAUCAAACAAAGCUAUCCAAAGCGGUCUCACCAAACCCACCCGCCAUUCCGUCGCCGAAACCGCAGAAUCAUGUGCGCCCGUCUCCCCUCCCCGGAAGGCCCAUCCAGGCCUCCGAACAGCCCUUAUCACCUGCGUCGUCCGCAGGGCCGUACUCAAAUAACACGCCCGCUCUAACUGCGGCGUCACCAGCUACAAGCCCCGCCGAAGAGACUGCCGAGCCUGUUGGGAGGGCCGCUAGCCCUAAACGUACAGCUGUUACUCAAGGACAAUCGGGCUUCGUCCCCACUACGCCUGAUGAACAACUUCGUUUUGAGGAGGCACAGUCUCUCCAGCAAAAUGCUCUUUUGGCGAGCCAGGUCAAGGACGGUGCUGGGGUUGGUCCAUUGGCAAAUCAGGUUAUUCAGGAGGAUCUUCCGUCGACUUCAGGAGCGGUAGUUUCAGAGAAAGAUGCUGCAGAAACCGCGCCCGGCGAUGUACCAUCCGAACUCAUGAAGCCUGAGUCGACCGCAGAAUCUGCAGAAGAGGCGAAUGCUCAACCCGAGGAACCGCCUGUUCAAGCGUCGAAUCGGCCGGAGAACCUCGUUAAGGAAGCAGUGCCAAUCACUCAGCCGACCAAGAAGACAAGCCCACCCGCUCUGGCAGCACCUCCCCAAGAAAGAAUGACGACUAGAGUAUCCUCAGGAGCGAUUCGACACAAGUCUGUGUCGGAGAUCCUCGGUGAGGCUCCGAAGACCCCCGUUUCACCAGUCGAAAAGUUACAUACAACCGAGACACCUACCGAUAUGGGAUCUGUGGAUUCCGCUGCAAGGAUGCGUCUCAAGGACCGACGAGCGCGAGAGAAAGAGAGAAACAAGCUUUCGACUGUUGUUUUCCCCAAGCAGCAGCUACAACAGGACAAAAAUGACGGCAUGGAUCUUGUUCGUCAACAAUCUGGCGAUCUAGUCAGGUUGAAUGAGGAGCAGGACUACCUCUUCACCUUGUUCCAGAAUAAGGCUUACGCUCCACCUCGUGGAACAGCCUUGGCUGGCCUUCUCUCUUCAGCUCAUAAAACCUUGUCAACGAAUAAUUAUCUUCUAGACUACCAGGAGCAGAUGGACUGCCGCAUUCUACGCCGCAUAUAUGACCUUCAGAAUGCCAAUAGGUGGCCAUUGCGUCAACUGAAGCGUUCCGCUGAGCCGCCUAGGCAGGGUACCCACUGGGAUGUUCUUCUGGACCACAUGAAGUGGAUGCGGACAGAUUUUCGAGAGGAACGUAAAUGGAAGAUCGCUGCAGCGAAGAGCUGUGCUGAUUGGUGUGCCGAGUAUGUUCACAGUGAUUCUGAUUCCCGGUUGAUGUUGCGCGUUCAAGCAAGGAUCCCACCAAAAGAAAUCCACAAGAAAGUCGAACCACAAACUACCACGAUGGCUUCCCCCCCAGAGGAACCGGGAAAUGAGGCCAUGGACAUCUCACACCCUACGCCCGAUCUGGUGCCUUCGACGGAGGAGGACUCACUCAGUGAAGGUUUUGCUGAUGAGCCGCACCAUGAUCUACAAGAUACAGUUGCGCCAGCGGCGAUUUUCUCGCUUGGUUCUGAUGAAUUCAAUUUCUCUCUGGAUAUGACCCCGGCAGCACAGAAACUCCUGGACGAGUUACCCAUCUAUACCCCCAUGGAAAUCACGCCAAAUACGCAAUUUCCAAACUUCAAGCAGCCUUUAGAUUCAUCCUGGAAGACCGAUAUUCUUCCCGUUUCUAAAUACGCCCAGGGGAAGAUAAUGUUUCACGAGGAUGAGCCCGCAAGGAAACGCAGUCGCUAUGAGUAUUCGCAAUACAGCUCCGGUUCUGAGCAUCCAGUUCUAGACUUACCUCCUGAACAAACCAAUGUUGCGCUCUUUCAGCCCGAAAAUAAACAUAUCCGCGACCGUAUACACCCAGCUCAACCUUUCAGACCUCCAACUGAGUAUCCCAUGCCUUCUCUUGGUUUUCUGGAGUCAAGACAAUCAUCUCAGUGGACAUACGCGGAAGACGAGGAACUUCGCAGUCUUGUCGAGGAAUAUUCUUACAACUGGUCACUCAUAUCUAGCUGCCUUACUCCAUCAUCUCAGUUUUUAUCCGGCGCGGAACGGCGGACACCUUGGGAAUGUUUUGAGCGCUGGGCAGGAAUAGAGGGCCUACCUUCUGAAAUGUCCAAAACACCAUACUUUAGGGCCUAUCACCAAAGGAUCGAUACCGCCCAGCGUAAUGUUAUGGCACAGCAACAAGCGGCAGCCCAACAGCAACAGCAGCAGCAGCAGCAGCAACAGCAACAGGGUAUUAACAAUGGUAACCAACAGCCGAUGCCUUUGAUUCGUAGGAGAGGUACACAGCCCAUCCGGGUUGACCGGAGGAGGUCUUCUAAGCAUCUGGCGCUUCUCGAUGCUAUGAGGAAGCUGGCCAAGAAGCGGGAGACUAUGUUACAAAAGCAACAACAUGCCUCCCAGCUUGCUUCGUUAAGAAAAGUUAACGAAGCCAACCAACCAAAACCUCCUAUUUCAACACCCGCCGAGUUCAGUCGCUUGAAGCAUGAGCGCGAACUAAAACUUCAAGAGAGACAGGAGCAGUACCGCCAACAAAUGAUUGCGCAGCAGAGGGCGAACCUUGCGGCCCGUGCAGGUCAAGUGCCCAACCAGCAACAGAUGAUGAAUGCUCCUGGGCGAACUCCCAGCGCGGUUCCUCAUAACCCCAACGCCCCGUCCGUAACGGCAAAUGCACCAAAUGGUUUACCGAACGGAGUUCCCGCUGGAGCGCCGAACGGAAUACCGAACGGAGUGCCACAGGGUGUUGGUAUCAAUCAGACUCGGCCACAAGUCCAAGGGAUGCUAGGAAAUGGUGGGCCUGUAAACGGCCAGAUGCCACCCAACCAAAUGACCAUGAAGAUGAUGCCACAAUCUGAACAACAACGAAUUCUGCAAUCCAGACAGCAACAACCCCAGCAUCCUCUUCAGCAACAACAACCACCACCGCAGCAACAGAACCAGCAGCAGCAACUCCCCCAGCAGCCCCAGCCGCAGCAACCGCAGCAGCAAUUUCACACCCAGCCUCAGUUUGUGCCUCAGGGAUCCAACUCUCCGAACUUGAACAUGCCCUCCGUAAAUGGUAACCCAAACAACCCCGCCAUGAUGGCAGCACUUCAAGCGGGAGGUGGAAUGCAAAGUCCACCAUUCCAUAAUACAACACCUCAAGGCGUUUCUACUCCGUCUCCACGCAUGGGCCAACCGAAUCUUCUAUCAAGCGGGGUCGUUCCCACCAUCAGCAACAUCCAGAGUCAAAUUCAAAGAAGCAACCCUAAUAUGCCAGCGGAGCAAGUGAAUAAGUUAGCGACGGAUCGACUCCAUCAGUAUCAGCAGCAACGAAUGUCCCAAGUUGCUAUGAAUGCUGCAGCCGGCAAUUUGGGCGUGCAGCCCAAUUAUCAGGUUCCUCAUGAUGGCAAUUUCCAAACUCCCCAAACUGGCUUGAAUGGUGGCCAGAAUAUGCAGGUUCCCCAGGCUCAAGGGUUUUCUCCCAUGAUGCGUGUACCGCAGCCUGCUCAGCAAAACCGGGUAUCUACCGGAAACUCCCCUGCCAUGGGCGUAGCUGUGCCACAACAAAGUCGGAGCGCGACCCCUCAAAACCAACGCAGUGGUAGUGCUCAGAAUGGGGCGGCCCCCGGUGCGAGUAAGAGUCCUAAUCACCCUCAAACUCAGGCUAUGGGAACCUGA